Messenger RNA from Aspergillus ochraceoroseus IBT 24754, 1183 nucleotides. RefSeq lists its product as uncharacterized. Gene Ontology annotation, biological process: protein phosphorylation. Lineage: Eukaryota; Fungi; Ascomycota; Eurotiomycetes; Eurotiales; Aspergillaceae. Gene Ontology annotation, molecular function: protein kinase activity; ATP binding. The transcript has 4 exons. Bases 1 to 864 code for a protein of 287 amino acids. The record is from RefSeq and is a predicted model, not a curated record.
AUGCUAACCACUUUGCAGUCUCAUGAAGAGCCUUUACACCUGGGUGCACAAUUCAAGGGUGACUCUGGACGAAUUUAUAGGAUAGAAGAAGUCCUCGCUGAUCGCAGAAAGCCCCUGCUAUGCGUCUAUCGUGCACGAACGGCGGAAAGCGCUGAUGAAGGGGAAUACGUUAUCAAGAAUAUGAUCCCAGGCGAGUUCGAGUAUCAGUUGGAUUUGCAGAAACAACUCGCAGCCUGCCCCAACCUGCGAUCAGUAGUAGACACUAUCCCAGACCUCGGGUUAUUUAUCUACCCAUUCCUUACCGGAGACUUGCUUCAUAUCAAAGCGAACAAUAUCCUUGUUGAUUACGAUGAGAGUAUCCAGGGUGAAAUCAUCAUCAAAAAAGUUCAGAUCUCGGACCUUGAGGACGCGGUUCUUGUGCCACCUGGGAAAUGGCUGAGAGGACCACUCUGCGGCAAUGCCAUAUGGAGGAGCCCUGAAAGCUGGUGCCGAUCUCGCCAGAACCAAGCUUCAGAUAUGAUAUACGUCAUGCUGAACGAGAUGGUUUUUCGAGUCCGUGACUGCGAGCUUCAUGCAUCAGACUCUUGGCGCUACGUUCUCCGGAGACAUAUAUCCUAUUUUGCGGACGAGCAGGGCUUUGCUGGAUUGCUGGAGCAUAUUGGGGAAUCUAAUGCUUUUCAUGGGCGCUUGAUCACACUCGCCGGCGACUUCACAUCAGAGAGCCCUAGAGAGCCUUUCGAAUCUUGGAAUUACGUUGAGCCCGAAUUUAGGGACCUCGUGGGCAAGAUGACGAACCUAGAUCCAAACAGAAGAAUCACCGCCAGAGAAGCACUUGAGCAUCGUUGGUUCACCCAAGCUACUUGAACCAUACGGGUUUGAUAUUUCACUGCUGUUGAUGUUUUUAUUUAUACUUACCUUAAUGUGCUGUAAACAAAAUCGAAGAGUUUUACUGAGCUGUCUAUCCAAGACCCGAAACCUGUCCGAAACUAUCUUUCAUUAGACAGGGGUAUAAUUCAUGUAGCAGGGAUUUAAUGGCAUGUUGGACUUGAUCUUUUCCGCUUCGCAGUUUAGUUUGUUUGAUUUCUCUUAGGUUUUCUGCGGGAAAAGCUACAUGGUAGUACAGACCGAUGAGAGGAAUUAUCUAGAGCCUAGCUGCACUAUACACUAGCCCUCCAGGGGUACG